This is a messenger RNA of Drosophila serrata, 2033 nucleotides long. RefSeq lists its product as uncharacterized. The record is from RefSeq and is a predicted model, not a curated record. Lineage: Eukaryota; Metazoa; Arthropoda; Insecta; Diptera; Drosophilidae.
CUUUUCCGAGGUAUUUUCAAACGGGCGCACAACAGUCACACUAAAGAAAAGCCAAUAAAGAAUCGGAAUUGCGAAUUGCCAUUUGUGAUUUUGGCUUGAAUCAACAAACAAUGAAGCUGCUUCCAUUGCUUUGGCUGCUGUGCGGCCUGCUCCUGGUAGUCGCUGACCAGGAUCCACCGGUUGCCUCGACGCCCAAGGCACCCAUCGCUGUGAAUGCCACUGCUGUGAAAUCGGGAAAUGUCACUUCAGCUGCUGCUGGUGCAACAGGAAUUCCCAUUGCUGAAGGAUUGCCUGGAGUUAAGGCUCAGACCAACAACCAAUCGCCGACUAAGGCCACCAAGAUUGAGCAGCAGCCAAAGGAAGCUGAAAAGGCACCGGCAGUGCCGGAGAAUGUGGCAAAGAACAGGAAGCGCACGGAUACGGACAAUCCGAAGCCUGCAGGAAAUGCCACAGUAACUGCCGCGACACCCAAGCCGGUGGGAGUGGAGUCGAAGCCCAGUACACCUGCAGCUGCAGCAGCGGCACCGGCAGCAGCACCUGCACCAGCAUCAGCACCAGCACCUGCAGCAUCUUCCUCUAAACCAAAUGCAAACGAUACGAAGGCGGCCAAGACUGCAACCACGAAUACGGCCAAACCGACUGCAGGAUCACCGAUUGUGUCAGAGGGUCAAUCAAUGAAGGAUGUCACCAAGGCGAACAAUGCAACUGGCCACCUGGGCAGCAACAACAGCACCAUCAUCACCACCACGGUAGCCACUAAGACCACCAGUAAGACCACGCCUAAACCCACUAAGCCACCGGUGGUCUAUAGCAUGGACACGCACACCGAAUGGGAGGAGAAACAGGAGCAGGGCAAGGCCGGGGAUAAGUUGCCAUUGCCCAAACCCGCCUCCACUCUGGCAGAUCCAGUAAUGCCACAGGUGCAGGAGCUAACCGGAACGCUUUCCGAUCGUGGUGACACCAGCUAUGUGGUGCCAAUUGUGACGGUGCUACUGACCGUGCCCCUGGCCAUUGGUGUGGUGACCAUCAUGUAUCGCCGCUUCCGCGACAUGUGGAGCACUCGCCACUAUCGUCGCAUGGACUUCCUUGUGGAUGGCAUGUACAACGACUGACGAAGGCGUGGUCAGAACGGCAAAAGCGGCUGCGGCGGUGGCGGCGGCUCCUUCUCCUCCUCAUCGGCGCCAGGAACGCCACGAAUUUGUUAACCCCCGCUCGAGGAGGAGUGAAAGCCAUUUGAUAAUUAGUUGUUAAAGUUGUACGUGUUGACUCGAUGCUUGCAUCAAAUGCAAGACCUCUUGAUCCGACGCACGAAGGAGUGAGAGUGAGAGGAUGGAACUGGAGGAGAACUAGGAUAUUGCUCAGUCAAUUAAAAACGAAAGCUAUCGAAGGAAGAAUGUGGAAUUCAUCGAAAUUAUAGCAUGGCUAGGGGAAUUCCCCUCUCCAAGCGGCCAAAAUUUUAAAGUGAAACUGAUUUUAAAAGCAAAAUUAAUAUGUCGGAUUUCUUCUUUUUUUUGUGUACAUUUCUAAGCAUUUGGAUUUAUAAAGCAUUUCUACCGAAUAAGAAAAAAUUAACGCAUAGAUAUACAUUUAUAUAUGUAUAUACUUAGAGAGAGACUACUACUAUAUACACCAGAUAUUAUAUUAUUCGAAGCUGCGACCAAAUUGUAUCGAACUAUCAUCCAUCAAGCGCAAUUAGCAAUCACACUCAUUCAAUUUAGGAUCUAAACGUUAACCGUAAAGUGCCUUACGAAUCAUCAAUAUAUAUAUAUAUAUAUAUAUACAGUAUCUGAUACCAGCUCCAUUGCGAAAGGACUUUCUCUUGAUGCUUUCGAGAUGAAUUCUCCGCAUUUACUUAACUCAAAAAAUCAGAAGCAGCAGAAACCAAAAGAAAACAAAACUCAACUCACAAGCAAUUGGCCUGAAACAAGCGAAAUUAAUAACAUUACGAUAUAUAAAUAUAUUUAGUAUAUACAUAUAUUUUUGUUGUUAUCAAAUGUAACAAUUACAAUAAAGCGAAAGGCAGUCAAAUCAAA